GUGAUUUCCUUUUUCUUUUUAAAUUUAAAUUGCGUAUUUUGCUGCUUAGUGGGUGAUUCGUUCGUGGUACCUUUUUAUGUAUGUCUCUUGAAUUAAAAGACCCAAAAAUAUACUCCUGUUCUGUCUGAACGCUUUACUUUACUCUUUUUUUCUUCCUCUCUUUCGAAAUUCAAAUUUCGGACACUGAAUAUUUUUUAUUCUCUCUGCUUUUUAACUUGGAACUGGUUUCAUUUAUCUCGUUUUGAUUUCAUGAUAGUUCUGAUUUACUGGCGUGUGAUUAUUUCUGAAUUUGUUUUCCUCAUCAAGUAACAGAGUACUCUUUUGAAUAUUACUCUGUUACUUGGCUUUACCAAUUUUUUUUUUUUACUUUAAAAAACGUGGAUCGGAUUCCGUGCUAGCUUUUAAAAUUCAUAACCUGUUGACUAGCUUCAAUCUCACUGGUGAGGGGGUGUUAGGAAUCUUCCAAGAUGCAAAAAAAAUGCAAAAUGUUAAAAUAAAGAAAGAAGAUUUGUAUUUCUAGUACCGAGUUAUAUUUUCAAUCACACACAUAUAAACUUUGCACUUUCUUGAUAGUCACAGAAUCUGUUACUGGAUGCUAUAAUUUUUGGAUCUGAAUUGUUCUUCAAUGAUGGAUAUUUUGAGACACAAGAGUUUUCCAAAGCUCACUAUUUGGGUUUUGCAGUGAUAAUUGAGUGAUUUGAUUUGAUUCCCUUGUUUUCCUGAAAGGAACUUAUGACUUUUUAGUACGACAAGAAAGUGCUGAUAUAACACCAUGUAGCUUGUUUGUGAAACAGAACCUGAGGCCCCCCCUCCCAUUAGGUGUUGUCACUUGUCAUUGGCUUCAUCUAGUGUAGACGAAUACUAUAUUCGCAUACUUCCCUCUUUCCUUAUAAGUCAUCAUCAAAUGUCUGAGAUCAAGCCAUGCUUCUGUGUGUCAGGGUUGUUCCCUCAUGUUCAUGUAGAUCCAGUUCAAUUAUUCACUUCCCAUUAUUGUAUAACUUACUACUAUACACUGUUCUUUUUUUUGUCUUCUUCUGGUCUUUGUAUGUCACCCCACAACAUUGGAGCUGAUGUGAACCAGAAGCUCUUCAGGGGAUUCGCAACUACUGUAGCUGUAAGGGAAGAUCAUUUCGAUGUAUUUGAGAUUCUACUCAAAGCCGGUGCUUCUCAGCCUGCCUGUGAGGAAGCUCUAGUAGGGGCGAGCUGUCAUGGACGCUCUAGGUUCGCUGAGCUGCUCAUGGGAACUGAUCUUAUUCGUCCUCAAGUAGCUGUUCACGCUCUAGCCACUGCUUGUUGCAGAGGUUUUGUGGAUGUCGUAGGGACCUUGCUCAAAUGCGGAGUAGAUGCUAAUUCAACCGAUAGGCUUCUUCUUCAAUCUUCAAAACCUUCUCUUUACACAAAUGUUGAUUGUACAGCUCUUGUCGCUGCCAUUGUCAAUAGGCAAGUCUCUUCCGUCCGCGUGUUACUACAGGCUGGUGUCAAGACAGAUAUUAUGGUGAGGCUUGGAGCAUGGUCAUGGGACACCAACACUGGAGAAGAGUUCAGGAUUGGAGCUGGAGUGGCUGAGCCUUACCCUUUGACCUGGUGUGCUGUAGAAUACUUUGAAACAAGUGGCGAAAUUUUACGUUUGUUGCUCAAAGUUCAGUCUCCGAGCGCUCCCCAUAACGGUCGGACACUUCUCCAUCAUGCUAUCCUCUGCGGCAACCAGGAAACAGUGAGAGUCCUCCUAAACUGCGGCGCCGAUCCAGAAACCCCUAUAAAAACUUCACGAGGCAUUGGACUCCGACCAAUUCAUAUUGCUGCACGUGAUGGAUCAGUGGAGAUUAUACAACAACUGCUUAGCUUUGGCUGCGACAUAAACUCGAAGAAUGAUGCUGGGAAUACAGCCCUGUUGAUCUCUACAAAACACAAACAUUCAGAGUGUGUAAAGGUGCUCGCCCUUGCUGGUGCUGAUUUCGGUUUAGUGAACAAGUUUGGUCAUUCUGCUCUUUCGACCGCUGAGUUAAACAAGUGGUCUCCCGGACUAGAACGAGUAAUUCUUGAAAUGAUCCGGUUUGGUGUGGUUCCACAUUCAAGCAACGCUUCCGUAUUCUCGCCUUUGCUAUAUGUGGCUCAAGUAGGAGAUGCGGAGGCGCUUAAAACUCUUGUAAAAGCUCAAGACAUCUUCCUAGACUAUCAAGACGAGGAAGGUUUUUCGGCUGCAAUGCUAGCGGCCAUGAAUGGCCACGUUGAAGCAUUCAGAGUCCUAGUCUACGCUGGUGCAGACAUGAAGCUAUACAACAACUCUGGUGACACAGUAGUCUCUCUGUCUGAGCAGAAUGGUAAUCGUGACGUGAUAGAGAAGGUGAUGCUCGAGUUUGCUCUUGAGAAGGACAAUAGGAACAUGGCAGGCGGGUUCUACGCUCUACACUGUGCUGCACGCCGUGGAGACGUCAAAGCAGUGGAGCUUUUGAGUGGAAAGGGAUACGAUCUGGACAUCCCGGAUGGAGAUGGCUACACUCCACUCAUGCUUGCGGCCAUAGAAGGCCGUGGACAUAUGUGUGAAUUUCUAAUCUCCCGUGGUGCAAACUGCAAUGCUAGGAACAGAAGAGGGGAAAUGCUACUGGAUCUCGCGACUGGUGAUGCGGAGAAGGUGAUCCGUAACGAGUUGUCCCGGAGGUUUGUGAUAGAAGGAAGCAGUGUGAUGAAACACACCAAGGGAGGGAAAGGGAAGAAGCAUGUGAAGGGAUUGAGAAUGUUGGAAUCAACUGGAUUACUAAGUUGGGGAAAGUCGCGGAAGAGGAACGUGGUGUGCAAGGAAGUAGAGAUCGGGAUGAGCCAGCGGUUCAGGAAGAACCGAAGGGGAAAAGACAAUGCAGGGGAGGAAGAAGAAGGGAUUUUCCGGGUAGUGACUACGGAAAACAAGGAGGUUCAUUUUGUAUGUGAAGGUGGGCUGGUGUGUGCACAGAUGUGGGUGAGGGGAAUAAGACUUGUGACCAGAGAGACUAUUUGUGGGAUAAUUCAGAUUAAAAAUUAGAGUGUUGUUUUGUAUAUAAAGAAGUUUUGAGAAAGGGAGCUUCAUUUUGAAGGUAGUGUGCUUCUGGUUGUGUCGGGGCCUGGGGGUGUUUAUAGUUGUUUGGUUGGCUUAAGAAGAUAAGGUUCAAAUUCCUGGUCUGAUAUCUGCAGUAUAUUUGUGUAGUAGCUCGAGUUGCAUAUGAAUUGUACCUAGUUGAUUUGAAAUC
Capsella rubella is the source of this 3221-nucleotide messenger RNA. RefSeq names its product serine/threonine-protein phosphatase 6 regulatory ankyrin repeat subunit A. The coding region runs from base 905 to 3016 and encodes 703 amino acids. Gene Ontology annotation, molecular function: protein binding. The record is from RefSeq and is a predicted model, not a curated record. NCBI's taxonomy places the organism in Eukaryota, Viridiplantae, Streptophyta, Magnoliopsida, Brassicales, Brassicaceae. The transcript has 4 exons.